Corticium candelabrum is the source of this 1203-nucleotide messenger RNA. RefSeq lists its product as uncharacterized. The record is from RefSeq and is a predicted model, not a curated record. The transcript is spliced from 8 exons. Bases 610 to 1053 code for a protein of 147 amino acids. Lineage: Eukaryota; Metazoa; Porifera; Homoscleromorpha; Homosclerophorida; Plakinidae.
ACUCGUUCCACGAGCUGAGUCACGAGAUAUUGCGAACAAUCGCCUCUCUGCGCUCUGUUCGUCUCCUAGACGUGUGGAACUGCGUGUUAUCAGCUGAUGUCGUGGAGGCAAUUGGGAGGUACACGAGCUUGAGCACGCUGUUGAUGACGAGGACGAAGAGUGUGGAGGGUGGAGAGAGGCAGGGGACGGAUGAUGGAUUGAAGGCAACACCUUUGAAUGUACAUAUCAACUAUUAACUCGCUAACUCGUCUAACAAAUCUUACCGUCGGAUACAUCGAGACCAUCGACGUAUCUCAGUUGACGAAGCUCGAGCUCCUGCAAGAACUACACAUAGUCGGCUGCUUGAGUCUACAAAAUCGUUACGAACUUAGUUCGUUUUCUCAUCUUAACACGCUACAGAUCAGAUAUUUGUAACGUCGGUAUGCAUGUUUUGUUGAUAAAUUGACUCGUGUGUGUGUGCAGUAUUCAGACUCGUGGGUGAACAAGACGUUUCAUGGCACAGAAAGACUUAUGGACUAGAAGACGACUCUUAAAGUCAUACUAUGUCUCAAGCAGUUGUCGUGCUUGAUUCUCACUAAAGUCAACAUCAAGGACGACUUUAUUAAAGACAUGCCCGAUAUGCAGUGUCUAAGACAUUUGGAUGUUUCCUUUAGCGGUUUAAGUUUUGGAGGUCUCUGUCUCAUGCUGGCGAACACUACAAAGUUAAAGCAAUGUGUCUGUGUUGGGGUUAAGGUGCCUUCUGAAGAGUCGGUUGGUGAUAUGUUUAGUGGUGUAUCGGCGGGAGAUGUCUUGGUUUUGUCAAAUAAGAGCAGCGUUGAAGAGCUUGUUGAUUUGCUUUAUGUUCAUCGACGAGCCGCGAAAACGGUCGAAUCGCUGAUUGAAUGUACUGAUUCUUUGACUACAAACUCGAGUGAGGUUUUUAAUUCACAGAAGAAAAGCAAGCACAAGAUUUCUUUCAUGGCAGAUUGGAUGACUCACUAUCCUUGGCUGCUUGCGAUUCCGGACGAGGAUGAACCAGAGAAAAUUCAUGGUUUAAUUUGCAUGUUAUGUUAGCACUAUCGGACAAGACAGUCAAGUUGUACUGGUACUUGAUCAACAAUGGUGUGCCGAGCUUACUACACGAGGUGGCAGUAACUUGUGAAUAGCAAGAGUAGGGCUGAGAAUGAUGGUGGAAUUCAGGUAGUGUUUGAAAGACAAAUGUGC